Messenger RNA from Manis pentadactyla (Chinese pangolin), 355 nucleotides. It is a transcript of the gene RPS29, whose product is annotated as ribosomal protein S29. The transcript has 3 exons. The coding region runs from base 93 to 263 and encodes 56 amino acids. Gene Ontology annotation, biological process: translation. The record is from RefSeq and is a predicted model, not a curated record. NCBI's taxonomy places the organism in Eukaryota, Metazoa, Chordata, Mammalia, Pholidota, Manidae. Gene Ontology annotation, cellular component: cytosolic small ribosomal subunit; ribosome. Gene Ontology annotation, molecular function: zinc ion binding; structural constituent of ribosome.
UCUGUUCCGUCUACGUCUUCCCCGCCCCGAUUUGAAAGGCGCAUGCGUGCGGUAGAUCUUUCCUUUUUACGCACUACGCCCGAGAAAUCAACAUGGGUCACCAGCAGCUCUACUGGAGCCAUCCGAGAAAAUUCGGCCAGGGUUCUCGUUCGUGCCGCGUGUGCUCGAACCGGCACGGUCUGAUCCGGAAGUACGGCCUCAAUAUGUGCCGCCAGUGUUUCCGUCAGUACGCGAAGGAUAUCGGCUUCAUUAAGUUGGACUAAGUGAACACCCUUGAACGGAUCAUCCAGGAUAUAUCUGCCUGCCACAGAAAAAAAUGCUAGCUCUUUGUACAUAAAAUAAAAAUUCUUCAGUU